Molecule: messenger RNA, 705 nt
Organism: Aureobasidium musti
Lineage: Eukaryota; Fungi; Ascomycota; Dothideomycetes; Dothideales; Saccotheciaceae
Source: the annotation of a GenBank genome assembly
AUGGUAUUCUGUUCUUUACGCAUCAUCGGAGGAGCACUAUCCAUUGCCAAUGGCAAAGGGAUGGCAGCCAAGAUCAUCUCCAGCGUUGCUCUAUCGCCACUUCUCCUCGCUGCCACUGGAUUGCUUCAUGAGGUACGCGUGCGCGGCAACCCGCAGAUCGACAUCAAAUUAGAAUGGAUCGCUGUCCUGGUCGUCCACACGAUCGUCGGUGCUGGGAUCGCUCUCACGGCCGUCGGUAUCUCUGAAAUUUCUGGUCCCAAUCCAUCUGGCAAGGACAUGACAUUUAUCAAGACUGGAUUGGCUUUGUUGACAUUUUCUUGGGUAUCGAUACUCCUCUUGGCAUUCUUAUCCUUGACUGCUCCUGCCUAUCGCCGUAUAUUACUAUCUACCACGGUCUUUGCUUUGCCAUGGUCAGGAGUCCGUGUCAUAUAUACUCUGGUUGCUUUUGCCUCGGAGAAAAAGUCGUUGAAUCCUAUCACUGGCACUUUGGCUGUUCGCAUUGUUCUUGGUCUGCUUCCUGAGGUUAUUGCUACGCUGUCAUUUCUUGUUGGAGGCUUGCUCGAUCCGCCUCAGCAUCAAAGACAUGAAUGUCCGGAGCAUGGAAUUGAGACUCCCCAACAUGCCAGAUCCGACUUCUCCUCCCGGCUGGGACUUGGCGACCAACCAGACCUCAGUCAAAACAAGCAGAAAGACAUCGAGUGCUAA